AUUGCUGACAUCAUGGGUCAAGCGCAAAGUGACAAUCAAGAAGAAGUCGCAUUACCUGCGAUUCAAGAUCUUUAUAAGAAAUUCGUAAUGGAGUGUCCGAGUGGAUCUUUGCAUUUACACGAAUUCAAGAAAAUCUUCGGUGUAAGCAGCGGACCCUCUGCGGAAUCGUUAUACAUGGAUAACUUAUUUAGGUCCUUUGACAUGAAUCAGGACAACACAAUAGACUUCAUUGAAUAUGUGGCCGCUCUGCAUCUGGUACUUCGGGGAAAGCUGGAAGAUAAGCUAAAGUGGUCUUUCAAGGUAUUUGACAAGGAUGAAAACGGUCGCCUUGAUAGGCGCGAAGUGAGACGUGUAGUGAGGAUCAUCCAUAAAAUCAAGCAUGGUACAAUUACCGAUACAACUGGGAGCAACACACUUACACCCGAACAAGUGUGUGACCGAAUCUUUGAACUCACUGAUGAAAACAAAGAUGGACAAAUUUCACUUCAAGAGUUCCUAGAAGGUGCCCAGAGGGAUGAAUGGGUCAUGAACUUCCUAACGUUAGAAGUGAAUCCCACCAGCUGGGUAAUGGACCAAUGGAGACAAAACAACAAAAAGAAAGAACUGAAGUAAAGAGCAGACAUGACCAGUAAAGCUACACAAUGGAGGACUUCCAGAAAUGUACCACAGAUUGCAUCUUGAGAACAAUUAUUUGAUGAUGUUAUAAUUAAUUAAAAAAAGCAGAGUUGAAUCUGGUAAUAAAAUAACCCUAAAGCUGGCUUAUACCUGAUCCUCAUGGUAAUAAAUGGAAAAUGCAGGUGACCUUUGACCUGUCCUGGCAAGCCUCAGCAUCAUGGUGCUUUGCUGAUAUCAUCAGACUCAAAGGAACUGGGUGAUGUCUGUAUGGUUGUGGAAGCAGGACUUCCAUAUACAUAAUUAUCAACAAGAACCAGGAAGUUUCAUUUUGUACAGAAAAUUACAAAAUGAUGAUUCAAUGCAUUGUUGUAAGGAUGUAGUCAGAUACUAGUACUGCUAUGUUUAUUUUUGCAUGUCCAACUUAAAUUCUUUCAUGGCAAAUCAAAAUGUUUGGCCCAUUCAUAUUGAUGUGAGGAUAGUGUCAUUGGUAUUUGAUUUUUUCAGGUUUAACAGACAACAGAUACAGUAGCUAAGGGAUUGUGGUAUAGUUAUCCCACAUUGACAGGAUAUAGAUCAUGUAACCAUAUAGUUAUACAAGCUGUACUGAGAAUACUGGAUAUUGCUCUAAUAGCCAAGCUGCACUUGUUGAAUGGCUUUGUGAUUUCAGAGCCCACCCUGAUUUUGCACAUUCCACCCACAGUCAGGUUACACAAAUGGCCUCAUAGUGCCUGCCAGGUGAUUGGUAGGCAGUGUACAGUAUUGGAGACAGACUGAGCUAAUGUCUCUACAUUGACUGGAAUGCUGUUGAUAGAGGUAUGCUUCCUCCAAACUAGUCUCAGUCACCAUAAUUCAGUUACUAAAGGCACAAGGGAUCAAAUACAGGCACAGGCAUUCUUAAAUUAUAUGUCUGUUCUUUAUGUUUGUCCAGUCAAAAAAGUGUAUACAUCUUUUUUAAA
Messenger RNA from Megalops cyprinoides (Indo-Pacific tarpon), 1571 nucleotides. Its product is annotated as guanylyl cyclase-activating protein 2-like. Gene Ontology annotation, cellular component: cone photoreceptor outer segment; photoreceptor inner segment. Gene Ontology annotation, molecular function: calcium ion binding; calcium sensitive guanylate cyclase activator activity. Gene Ontology annotation, biological process: visual perception. The transcript has 4 exons. The record is from RefSeq and is a predicted model, not a curated record. Bases 13 to 612 code for a protein of 199 amino acids. Lineage: Eukaryota; Metazoa; Chordata; Actinopteri; Elopiformes; Megalopidae.